Molecule: messenger RNA, 4149 nt
Organism: Bacidia gigantensis
Lineage: Eukaryota; Fungi; Ascomycota; Lecanoromycetes; Lecanorales; Ramalinaceae
Exons: 4
Coding region: 1-4149 (1382 amino acids)
Source: RefSeq, a predicted model, not a curated record
AUGUCGACAUCCUCUACGCAAUCUCGAGGUAUACGCAGACGAGUAGAUAGUCAUCAGGGCAAUGGACAUCUCUCCAGAGAAGAUUCUCACGUGCAGAAACCUCCCCUGUCCCACAACGAUGCCUACCUCUACACACUUCGAGUCGCAUAUCUCGCCUAUCUUCUUCAGCCUCGAGCAAAGCGCCUUCAGCAUGUAUCGGCGCCGCCGGCACCCGUACAGCGCUCCUCCACAUCCAUCAACGAUCUAAUGAGGGAUUUCAGCCUUGUGCGUGACUCCAAAAGCACCCGUUUUCCGCAUGGAUUCAUGGGCGAGCUGGACAAGCGUUUGACAGGGGUUUUGAUGGGGAAAGAGAAAAGACCUGAGUACAAUGACUCCACAGUUAAGCGCUCCUUCGCGGCCUUUUUCAAUGCCUUUUCCGAACCGAAUUUUAAGAAGCGCAUGGAAAAGGAUCGCAGAGUCGAGGACCUGGUUUUGAUCUUCUUUUCGAAUGCCACAAAAGAGAUGUCCAAAGGCAAGGGAGCGGGUGAAGAUGGCUGGAAGUCACUAGUUGAUAGACAUGUGGCCUUGUUCGUACGGCUAGUUAGCUUGGUGCUGAAAGAUCAUGACUGGGUUCGCGAUCGUCCGGAAUUAAGCAGUCGCCUGGCGACCCUCGAGAGCAAGCUACUGUCUAAUGACCAAGACCUCUCUUCAAACUCUUCACGCAGUGGCAUCGGUGCAUCAUCGACGGUCGAGACCAUUGUUCCUCUUAGCUAUGAAGUUAAGGACAUGGCGCUGGUGCAGGUGGUUGGUCGAGUUUUCGGCAAGAGGGGUAUGACCUUGCAAUCGGACAUUGAUAAUUACAAGUCUUCCUGGACUGAGCAAGUUGCAUUACAAGACUUGAAAACCUACCAGACAUGCCUGAACGUGGGCUCACGCUACACUCUCGGGCCAGAUGAUUUUGACCUUGACGAAGCUUACGAUCAAUGGAAGAAGGGUGAGGCACAAGACAUUUCACAGAUGGUCUUAGUGAUCCUUCAGUCAAAUCCUGAGCUAGCUAAAAGUCCUUCUGGCAAUCUUUCUCAGUUCAAUUCUCACCUUAGCAAUGGUCAUGGCCCAGGCCCAGGCCCAGGCUCAGACUACCCAGAGUCUCUACGUAGGACUGAUAGUAGAGAUGGGUCACCGUACGUAAUCGACCAGCCAGUUGACAUGAGUGGCUAUGGUGCUAGCGUAAAGUCACACAAUGCGCAGUCCUUAGAAGGUGACGAUGUAUUUACUUUCAUCCCACCGGACACCCGAGCAUUCUACAGAUUUGUACUUGCACAGACUUUGACUUGUGACCUUGAUGACGAGGCAUCUUUGCCGGCAGGGACUGAAAAUGUUUCGACUUCUACCAAGCUUCUCUCAAAGCAGUCCACUGACCUCCUCAACGAGAUCUGUUUGAGAUGGCGUAUUCCUCCUAUCUCAAGGAUGUUACUGUUCCUCGACGUUGUACGUGAGAAAUUUGUCGACCAGCAGAUCUCACUCGAUAAACUUGAUGCAGCCUUCAAUUUCGUCAAGGCGUCACCAGAAAAGGGUAAAGGUCGAUCGCUGUCGGUGUCUAUACUUCAAGAUCGAGAGAAGUGGCUGCUUGUUGAUACUGCUCUUUUCCAGAAGACUCUGGGGACUUUGCAUAUGGCGUUGCUACGCGAUCUUUUCGAACAAUUACAGCUGUGUUAUGAGAAGAAGGCCCCACCAAUAGGUUCGAUAGUCCUCGUGCUUGAGGAACAUAUCUAUGGGGAUGAAAAUUUCUCAGAAUCAAGUGAGAAGAUGGGUGAAUACCGUCAUCAGAUGUAUGAAGGGCUGACCGGGCGAGCAUACGAGAUCUACCGCGAGUUUCUUCAGAAGGAGGUCCCAAAUGAUCAGUAUGCUUGGGAAUUCAUUCACGUAAUAGAUCUUGGCAAGGCAGUAGCUGCUAUCAUUCAGCGAGUAGAGAAGCGGUUCAAGAAGAAUCCUGCAAUAUUGGGUGUCACACCUUUGACAGCGCUAAUAGAGACAAUACUACCUCUGUACGCGCAGGAUGCCAAAGGUAUCGUCGAGCGAAUCAUGAUGUUGAGCAAGCAGGGAGAUGAGGAAAUAGCAGUAGAGGAUGGCUUCAUAUUAUACGGGGAGCUCGUCGAGAUAAGGCAGCUUCAUAGUAGAAUUCUUCCAGACGUACCGUUUGCUUUUCAUGUUGAAGGCCUAUUGGCAGACUUUGUUUGGCGAUGGAUCAGUAUGACUGAAGAGACCAUCACAGACUGGGUAGAUCAAGCUGUCAAGCAAGACCAUUUCGCAGUACGUGCAGAAAAAGGGCAGAUACCUACAGAGGAUCAACGUCAUAGUGUUUCUGUCAUCGACAUAUUCAGCUCGUUCAACCAGAGCAUUGACCGGAUUGUACAGUUGAAUUGGGAUGACGAUCUACAAUACGCAAAAUUUAUGACUGCUGCUGCUAAAGUCGUAGGUAUAGGUGUGGCACGUUAUUGCGAAAUUGUGGAGCAAAGAUUUAGUAGAGAAAUGGACCGACUGUCUCCAGAGCAAGAGGCCGCGAAAAGUCAAAGCACGCAAGACAAAUGGAUUGCUAUGGCUAAGGAUGCUUGGAAGAACAAGGAGAAGAUUGAGCCAUUUCAAUUUUAUCCGGAGUCCUUCGUCAAGCUCAACAACGUAAAUUUCGCAGCCAAACAGCUCGACAAACUGGAACAUGAGGUAAACGUUGACGCUUGUGCAGAGGUGAUUCGAAAGCACGCACCUCCUAUUGCUCAACGUCAGAGAAAGGCCAGCAAUUAUGUCUUCACAAUCAAGAUAGUAGAGGCGGAAGAUCUGAAAGCUUGCGAUGUGAGCGGAUACAGUGAUCCAUAUGUAGUUCUCGGGGAUGAGUAUCAGAAGCGGCUGGCCAAAACUAGGAUCAUAUACCGCAAUCUCAAUCCUCGCUGGGAUGAGACGGUCGAUAUCACCACGCAAGGGCCUCUCAAUGUCGUCGCCACUGUUUGGGAUUGGGAUGCUAUGGGGGAUCAUGACUGUGUGGGUCGAGCAUCAUUGAAAUUGGAUCCUUCUCACUUCGGCGACUUCUUACCCCGUGAAUACUGGUUGGAUCUUGAUACGAAGGGCCGCAUUCUCUUGAGGGUCAGCAUGGAGGGCGAGAGGGACGAUAUCCAAUUCUACUUUGGGAAAGCCUUCCGGACAAUCAAAAGGACUGAGCGAGACAUGACUCGAAUGAUCACCGACAAGCUUUCCGCAUACAUUACCCAUUGUCUUUCACUUCGUACGCUCAAAAGUCUACUCUCCAAGGGCAUAAACCUGGCCAAUGUUUCUGACAAGCUCUCUUCCGUCUCAUCAUACUUCAAGAAUAUCAAAGCAAUCCAACCCACACAACAACAGCCACUUUCGGAGGCGGAGACUACUAACGCUCUCAAAUUGUUGUUCGCAUACUUCGAUGACAACUUCGCCAUCAUGAACCAAACUCUCACAAACUCCUCGAUGAUCAUGGUGAUGACUCGCCUUUGGAAAGAAGUCCUUUCCACCAUCGAGUCUUUAUUGGUCCCUCCCCUUUCAGACAAACCUUCACGUCAGCAGCAGCUAAAUCAGCAAGAGAUGGAUAUUGUUUUCAAAUGGCUGCAGUACCUCUUUGAUUUCUUCCAUGCCGUAGACGAAGAGACCGGCGAAGCAAAUGGCGUGCCACUAGGAGUUUUACGAAGCCCAAAAUAUUUUGAUGUCACCUCGCUAAAUUUUUUCUAUUUCGAUACCACAGAGAAUCUCAUUCGCACUUCAGAAAGAAUGGCUAGUGCAACUGCUGCUCGUCAACAAGACAAGAGAAACCGUCUGUCGGCCCCACCAUCCCUGGCAUCGCCAGCAUUUGGAGGAGCGGCCGGGUUAAUCAGCUUUCCAAGUACAAGUAGAAGGUCUAAAAGUAUAAUGCUAUCAAGGAAUCUUGGAACAAUGAAGAAAGCUAAAGAGGAGAAAUGGAAGGAAGCGCAAGCUGAGCCGAGUGACGAUAUGAUUCUUAGGAUCCUGAGAAUGAGGUCAGAAGCUGAAAGGUACCUCAAAGAUCGGUCCCGGCAAAAAGAGAGGUUGGCAGCCGCGGCUGCUGCAGAGAUGAUCGUGAAGCAGAGUCUCUUAGCAGGAGGUGGGAGGAUGAUGGGAAAUCUUCCGCGACGGUGA